GAUGUUGAAGAAGUAAGCGAAGAGGAAGAGGUGCAGAGCGUCGGAGCGAAUUCAGAAGUUUCUCAAUCAAAUAAGAUUGCCGAGGAUAAUGAGGAAAAUGAGGAGGAGGAAAAUUUGGGCUCAGCUAGCGAUGCUACCAGCCAAGAUAAAGCAGUAGCUGUGGAACAUGAUAAUGGAGAAGAAAAGGAGGAAGGAGAGGAGGAGGAGGAAGAGCAGCCUGGCCCAUCGAAACGUCGACGUAUUAUGCUGUCCAGUGAUGAAGAGGAUGAUAUGGAUAAGACGCCAGCAUCACCAAAAUCCAGCACAGAGGUUGGUGUUGGUCAGCUAAUGACCAAUAUAUUUGGUGAAGAUAGUGAUGAUGAAAAAGAGGCCGACGAUCAGUCACAAAGCCAGACUGCUAAAAGCGGGGCAGAAGAUGACGAUGAAGAUGAGCCGCGAUAUAUUCGCGAUGAGGUUGACGAGGAUGACAGAAAAGUUUGGGAUUUUGAUGUUAUGAUGCGUGAGAAGAAGGCAGAAAGGCAUAGGCCACGUAGAAGACGUCGUGAUGGUUCAAUUGAUAUCGGUGGCGCCUACGAUGAUCAGAUCAGAAUGCUCAUCGAUGCUAUGAAAGCUGCUGCAAAGAUCUUAACCGUUCUGAUUGGUUCAUACAUUGAUCUGAAGAAUUCCUCCUGGUUUUUUGGUUUUGGUUUUAAAAAUGUACUUUUCUGA
Molecule: messenger RNA, 708 nt
Organism: Gongylonema pulchrum
Lineage: Eukaryota; Metazoa; Nematoda; Chromadorea; Rhabditida; Gongylonematidae
Source: the annotation of a GenBank genome assembly